Molecule: messenger RNA, 2575 nt
Organism: Bradysia coprophila
Lineage: Eukaryota; Metazoa; Arthropoda; Insecta; Diptera; Sciaridae
Molecular function (GO): protein binding
Source: RefSeq, a predicted model, not a curated record
UCUUGUUGUUGACUCAAAAGUCUUGAGUCAAGACUCGCGAAUGUUUACAUUUCAGUUUAUUAUAUCAUCCGCAUGAAUAAUUGAUUUUUCCGUUUUUUUGUGUCUUCUAUCCUAAAUGAACUUUUACCAGACAAAAAAUAUUCUCUCUGCCUGGCACUGUUAACCAAAACUGGUAAAUAAAUAUUGAAAAAUGAUGCGAUCACCAGUACGAUUGAAACUAUCAUUCAGAGUGCGGUCUUUGACUAUAUAUUAGAAAUUGGUGUAAAUACACACAAUUCAUUCUCUCAAUUACUCUUUUUUUUGUAUUACCACUAUCAUACCUGCACCAACUUAUUAAAUAUUUAAGACCUCGGCAUAAUUUUCUCGUUGUCGUGUUAUUAGAUAUCAAUUGUGCAUAGCAUUGAACGGGUGCUAAAAUUAAAGUGUUUUGUGCAAUUAUUAACGACCAACUAAAUAACCGCAUUUUUUGUUGUAAAAGUUUUGGAAUGAGGUUGUUCUGUUCCCGUUUCACAGUGCGAUUAGUUUUCCACGAUAUAGUUUAUUGACGUAAUCCAUUGCUCACACUAUCGCAGUGUUUAAACUUGCAUCGAGAAACGAGAGAAGUGAAACAAAAACAGAAAAACAUUAUCGGUCACGAUCGAUCGUAACAUGUCAUUAAAGAAAGAAACCCCAUCGGAUAUUCAAUUACACUUAGCUGCUUUGCAUGGUAAUGAGGUUUUGUUGAAGAAAGUUUUGGACAGCGGAAAAGUUCAUGUGGACUGUAAAGAUGAGGACGAUACCACACCACUUAUUUUAGCUUCAGCUAGUGGACAUUUGACAUGCGUAAUCGAACUUUUGGAACAAGGAGCCAAUCCAAAUGCGAAGAGAGUGACUGGAACCACCGCAUUAUUCUUUGCGUCGCAAGGUGGAUUUACGGAUGUUGUUCGAAUUUUAAUUAAGUCUGGUGCAGCCAUCGACUCACCAUCAUUGGAAGGAGGUACUCCACUGUUUGUAGCAUGUCAGGGUGGACAUGUAAACAUUGUUAAAGAGUUACUUAAUCGUGGGGCUAAUGUACAUGUGGCGAUGAAGGAUCGAGCCACUGCAUUGUUUAUUGCGUCGCAAAACGGUCACCGUACUAUAUUGUCAAUGUUAUUGACUGAAGGAGCGAAUCCAGAUGCGUGCCGAAACGAUGGCGCUACUCCCCUUUGGAUCGCAUCACAAAUGGGUCACGAUCACAUAGUUCGUCUGUUGUUGCAGCACGGAGCCAACAUUGAUGCUGUUCGAUGUGAUGGAGCUACUCCAAUUUUUAAAGCUUCCCAUAAGGGCUACGCUGCUGUCGUUCACGAGCUACUUAAAUACAAACCAAACUUAGGUCUUCUGCCGAACGGAGAAACAGCUCUGCACGCUGCAGCAAUGUUCGGCCAUCUUCCCGUCGUUAAACAACUGAUAGCAUCUGGUUCGGAGUUCCGGAAAAAUCGUGACGGUUUGACACCGUUGGAUGUAGCUAGACAACAGAAUCACUGGACAGUCAUCGAAUAUUUGGAGGAGAAAAUGCGCGAAUCCAAAGUUCGAAGAUCGAUGGAAAAUGAACAGAAAAUGUGAACGGAUAGACGUUUCGAGUGAUUCCAAGUUUGUUGAUCGUUUCUACUUACCUCGAACGCAUUUUUUUCCUCUUUGUCAACGAAUCGAAUUUUUGCCUUAGUUUUUUGAAAUCUCGUUUACCUUUUACGGAUGGCUAUGUUUCAUGUUAAAAGCAAUGAAACGGUCUGCACAGUCAGAGACUGUGAAAUUUCACCAUGAAUUUGCUACAGCAGUUUUUCAGCUGAUCCACAUACACCAUCAAUACUGUUUAUAUUUGGUACAGCUCCUACACGAACCAGCGUUGUAGUUUUGAAACAGCUUUGAUUGUUUCUGUGGAUCAGCUGAAGAUAAUUCAUGGUGAAAGUUCACUACCUCUAACUGUAUCAAUCUGGCGAAAAUACUUUAAUGGAAACCCUUGCCGUCUGUGUAACGGUAAAUUUUACGUUUAAAACUCUAGUCUUUAGAAAUUUAUCAAUCGAAAAUGUCUUCGAUGGAACACACUUCUUACAUAUUCAAAUCAUUUGACGGUAUCUCUAUAUCAUCACAAACAAACGUAUGCAAUCAACAAUGAAUAAAAUUAGCUUUCUACAUCACACUGGUUCGGUGAGGAAGGACAUUGAACUUGUAUUCAAAAACGGUUCAAAUUUAUUGUUUGGGACCUAUGUGGAGUUCGGAAGUUGAAUCAAAGCUCAACGUUGCUCCUUAAACCGGAUAAGUUUAGUUUAAUUGUUAUACAGUGUUACCGACAAUAUCUGCACAUCAACAACAUAAAAAGACAAACUGGAUCGUUAGUACUUAAGAUAUUUAUGUAAAUUAAUCAAUUAAUGUCUCGUGCAAUAUCAAAUUAAUUUACGGAAAUUGUUAUCAGAAAUUAUGUUCCUGGAAUGGAAUGCCUGUUAUUCUUUUAAAUAAAUUUUAUUAAUUCGAUUAAAAUGCACACUUGUCGUCUUACCAUGUUACAAACAAACGUAUACAAUGUAAACGGAAGCAUUUUAAGAGAAUUAAAUUUGAAAAA